Eucalyptus grandis is the source of this 1170-nucleotide messenger RNA. RefSeq lists its product as uncharacterized. NCBI's taxonomy places the organism in Eukaryota, Viridiplantae, Streptophyta, Magnoliopsida, Myrtales, Myrtaceae. The coding region runs from base 1 to 1170 and encodes 389 amino acids. The record is from RefSeq and is a predicted model, not a curated record. The transcript is spliced from 3 exons.
AUGCAGAAGAGUGUCUAUCCAUGCGUCUGCUGUUUAAAGGGAGGUGCUGGACAAUAUCCAUUUGGCUUGGAUUCUCUUGAGUUUCAGAACCGAAUCGUGGUCUGGACGACGUACCUAUUGGACGAGUCCAUUGCAACCCUCACGCUUGACGUCCUAUCAAAUCGCCUGGCCAACAUCAAGGACACGAGGGGGACGAUCGAUCCGAAGAGCCAGAUCACUGCUUUUUGGUCGCCGUUCCUUCUCCUCCACCUGGGUGGGCCUGACACCAUCACCGCGUAUGCCCUGGGGGACAAUAAGCUAUGGUUGAGGCAGUUGGCGCGGCUUUGCAUCCACGUAGGACUAGCUUGUUACAUCUACUUCAUGGUCUUGUCAAGGUCUGCACUGUCGAUUUUAGCAACUGGCGUGAUCCUGGUGGGGUUCAUCAAAUAUGCAGAGAGAACACUGUGCUUGCACCUGGCAAGCGAAGGCCGACUUCGAGAUUUGAUGCUUUCGCUUCCCGAUUUCGGUCCCAUAUACCCCAGGAUAAUGGAGCGAUACACUCUGAAGAAAGAGGAGGGUUACCGAGUCGGCAUUGACGAGGUCACGGAGGUUCAGGCUCUGGAGGAACUCUCAGUGAAUAGCUGUCAAGCCAUCGACAAAGAAAAGGACAGGACUCUGGUCAAAGCCUAUGAGUUGUUCAAGAUCUUCAAGCUUCUCUUCGUGGAUCUUAUCCUCAACUCUGGCGACCUGGAGGCCAGUAAGCGCAUGUUCAUGAAUAGUGCCAUGGACUCGACGGCGGCUUUUGGGAUCGUAGAGGUUGAGCUCGGGUUCAUGUAUGAUCUGCUCUACACUAAGGCACUGUUGCUGAACCUAGCUUGGGGCAUCAUUCGUUGGGUCAUUAAUAUAUCGGUGCUGUGUGCCGUGUCGGUAUUCUAUUCCUUACAGGAUAGGAAGGACUACCCCAAAGUCGACGUCCAUAUCACCUUCUUGCUGAUAAGAGCGGCCAUCCUUUUAGAGAUUUACUCGGGUCUUCUCGCAAUUUCAUCUGACUGGGUUGACCACUGGCGUCUUCAGAGAGCUGGCGGAUCCACAAUAACAACUGCCGUUGUUGGAAGAUAUGCGGCUAGACAAAAGGAUCAAAUUGAUUCUAAUCCGAUUUGCUCAGAUCAAUUAGGUUUAAAUCUAGAAUAG